ACGAAACUCGCCCAAAGAACUCAAAAAGCAGCACAAAUCAGGCACAACGAAUGCAUUCACUUUUUCUUCUUCGCUGGACUGGAGAAAUUUUCUCCAGAAAAUCAAAAUUCAAUAAAAAUUAGUGUAGGAUUGAGUGUGUAGUAUCAUCACAAGGAGUUAACCAACUACUUAAUGUAAUAAUAGCAGUUAGUAAUUGUCCAGUGCAACUUUACUUAAUUGUUUUAUAUUGUUAAAUAUACUCGUUAAAAGUGGAGGGAGGACAGUUUACGAGGGACUUUGACUUUGAAACGUUGAUGGCGUCAUUAGAAUAUUUGGAAUCGAAAUAUAAUAGUGACUAUCUGCAUAUAACUUUGAGACAAGGAAUGAUUGACGAGUCUUCAGACAUCAAACAACUGCAAGCAAGCAAGCUAUCAAGCAAGUUAAAAGUGGACAGAGUUACUUAAGCAUUCAACAGGAUUGUUGAUUAUCUAUUUGGAUUUGUUUACUUUGUUGAAUUAAUUUUGGAUUUGAUUUCGUUUUUCCAAGAUCGGGGACGAUAAUACUUAAUAAAAUUUUGAAAAGUUUAAUUCUCUCCUCCUGCUCCUGAUUAUCAUCAUCAUCUUCAGCCAAUGUCAAUCGACUUGUUUCUCAGGGUGGGUGUGGGAAGACGCUAAACUCAUCUAUUUGACAAUGCUUUUUGGUAGUUAGUUUCUGGGUGGGAGGUGAAAUAGUCUUAAGAAGAUCUUUGCCGUUUCAUUGACACUUGGACAACAUGCCAACCAGCCGGAAGAAAACGGCUCCUCCUCCUCGUACACCAGCAACAUUGAGAACGACGAGAUCCACUAGUGGGAAAAAGGUCGUCGUCGUGGAUGUGGACGAUCAAGAAGAUGACUCUGCAGCAGUAAUAGCGUCGCCUUCGUCGUCAGUGUCGUCGCCGUCAGUGGACAACAACUUAAGCAGUCGUCAUCCCGCCAGGAGUGCCACCACCACAACCACCAACAGCGACACGAAUCCCACGGAAGAUAGCAAUAGUAGAAUCAAUCGAGCUGCUACCACAUCCACCGCAGCUACAAAUGUAAAUAAUAAUGGACGAGUUAACACCAACAGCGCUGCUGUUAAUGUUGGUGGAAUUACUACGAGAAGAAGUAGAAGUAUAUCUCAAGCUCAACAGAACAAAAAUAGUACCACUUCUUCGUCUCCGUCUUCUUCUUCUUCAGGGCCACAAACAGCAGCGGUCAUUGCAUCUGAUCAGAUCAUCGAUGUAGGUGAAGAGUUAAAUCUUAAUCUGUUCACGAGGAAGAAGGCGACGAAUAUUAUCACCAAUAACAGAAGCAAGGAUGAUGAAGAGGAAGAUUUGCUGAGCAAGUCUUCCACUUCGGAAGAAGAGGAAAGUGAUCCUGCAAACUUGGUGGUUAUCAGCAACGUCCUGCCCCCACCACCGGUACGGAGUAGUGAGGACGAGGAGGACGGGAACAGUAGUCACAGUCCGGAAAGGGCAGAGAGUGUCGAUUCAGAAGGAGACGUGGCUUAUCAGGCGUCGUAUUCCAUAAUUGUUAAUCCUGAUGGAUCCCUCCACCUCGUGGAUGAUGAUACACAGAUCAAUUUAGUACCUGGACAGGAGCAGUUUAGCGUAACUCUUCCCAAAAAUAAGGUGAAAUCCCCCAACAAUCCAUUGCCUGGUGCAGUCCUACUCCCCGCUCAACAAGGGCGAGCAAGAAAGUCCAAACCUGAAGGAAGUACGUACGGAACUACGAGUGGGGGACGUGCUACAGCAGCUGGGGGGACGGAGAAGAAAGGAAACGUCGUUGAUCAUUCUGCCAGUGGAAGUAAAGUAAUAAAGGAAGCCACAAUGUCCGUGGGAAUAAAUCAACAGCAGCAGCAGCCGCAUCCUUCCGUCAUUACUUCCACCACUCCGGUCAGUCUGGACAUUGACGAAUUCACAAAUUCACUCGAUCCCCAGAGUUUAGCCACGCUGGAGAAUUUGAUUCAAUCACAGCAGGCUGAACUUAUCGAAAAUUUGAACUUGGAACAUCAUGAUGCUCACAUGAGUGUUAGUGUGUCGUCUGAGGGUGGGCAAAAUAAAUGGACUGACGGUCGAAAUCAGCAAAAUAGUAUGGGGAGUCUAGGAAGUGAAAGUUCGAUUGGAGGAAUGACAUCUCCUGGAUCGUCUGCAGAGAGUAGUCCAUCCGCUUUUCGUGAGGGGAACAGGCAUUCAACGGGAGGAGGAAGGCCGUCAAGCACGUCACGAAAUAGAGGUUCCUCUAUGACGAGUGGUAGUCGGUUGUCAGAAAGUGAUAGCAAUAUUCGACGGUCGCAGAGACAACAGGAUCGAAUCGAGAGACAAGAGGCUGAACGAAUCAUGGCUGAAAAUCAGCAAAUGCUACAACGUGAGAAAGAACUUAUGCAAGGAGCAAAAGCAUCAGGGUCCUCCUCGCCAUUCCCUCCAGUGGCUUCAAAAAAGAUAGAAUCGCCAUCCCAAACAACUGGUAUACUAACUCCUCAAACAACACCACCACCACCUACAAAGCCAGCACUUGUAGGAAGGGCGUCUGCCUCGUCUAGUAUUGCUUCAUCCAGAGAUAGCAUAGAUUCCAGUGGGAGUGACAGGAAACCUUAUCCGAAAAGGGAAAAUCGACGCUUGCCCGCUCACUUGGCUGACCCGAACUAUGUAAGCCUUGAAGAAGACGGUGGGCCGCGAGUUUCUGCAGACGACAUUUUUCAGGAAAAACUUGGAGGAACAGAUGAAGCAAAAGAAAAAGAAUCUCCCAUGGAGGUCGAUGAUGAUGAUUACGUACAAGAAGAAACCGAAGAUGGCGAAGAGGAUUAUACGGAAGACGAUCCCAACAAAUUAUGGUGUAUUUGUCGCCAACCUCACAACAACAGAUUCAUGAUAUGCUGUGACACUUGCGAGGAAUGGUUUCAUGGGAAGUGUGUCGGUGUCACCAAAGCCCAGGGCAAGGCGAUGGAACUCAAGAAUAUCUUGUGGGUGUGUCCCCCCUGCCGAAAGGCAGAGCUUGAGUUAAAGCGAAAUGCUAAGGCUGCUGAACGAGCGAGUAACUCUGCCCGUCGUUCAGUCUCUACAAGUGGGGACAAAAAUGACACUCGGCGUAUGAGUAAAGGGGCUGCUGCUCUUCAGGCAGAUGCUGCUGCGGCUGCUGUUGCGUCCAAAACGGCAUUCAUGCCCAACUUGUCGAAAAAAGGGAGCCUCACCACUUCCACCAAAAAACGUAGCGAAUCUCGUAGUGAUGAAAGCAGACAAGGUAGUUGCGUCGUAUGCAGUAAACCUCCCAGGAAGGAUUCCAUUUACUGCAGCGAUCAGUGUGUACAAAAGCAUGCGGAUAACGUGGGUAACAAAAGUGCAACUCAAGAAAAGGGUAAAAUCUCUCUAGCGGAGUCCCCAACUUCGUCUAGUCCAAACAAAUUAAAGAGAAUGAAUUCAAAACCAGACGUAAAAUCUAGCGAGCCGAUCUUUAAUUUUCACGUGAUUUCUGCUGGCGCCACAAAGUCAACAGAAGUUGCUCCCCCCAAACCGAAAGAGAUGACGGCCUCACAGAUAUUAAAAGCUCAGAAGGAAGCCCAAUCUCCCACUAAAGUAUCCCCUGCUCUUCCCUCCGUUGUCGGAGUCAGCCCCAACAGUGUUUCCUCAAUCAUCAGUUCUACACCGUCCGUACUAGUGAAGAAAAUGUCUGAGGGAAAAAUUAAUGUAAAACUUGCAGGAAAAUCCAGCCCAGACGAAGAAGAAAAACCGUCAAAAUCUAGAACUGCUUCUCAAUCAGACACCAAGAAUAAAAGUUCGACACGGAAAAGUGAUAGCUCCAAGAACAAGGAAAAAGAGAAAGACACUGCAAGCAGCAAUAAAUUGCACAGAGACAUAUUGCGAAAGUCACUACGCGAGAUUCUCAAGAGGAGGAUGGAGGAAUUGUCAGACAAUGACAAGAAAAAGUUCAACGAUGGACCCAACAAUCCAGACGCUCUCGCCGAAAAGAUAACUGACGAGCUAUGCAAAACUUAUGGGGGUGCGAAUACGCCAAAAUGCAAAAAUAAGUACCGUGGCAUCUACUUUAAUCUAAAAGCGGAGAAGAACGACAUGUAUAAGGAGCUACUGAACGGAAAGCUGAAACCGAAAAACUUGGUUAGAAUGGAAUCACAUGACAUGGCGUCCGCCGACCUGAUUGAAUGGAGAAAGAAAGAGGCAGAGAAGGAAAUCGAAGCCAUCAAGAAAGCAGAACUGGAUAAGAUCACGGAAUCUAAAAAGAUGGCACUGCUCGAGAAAGGAGUUGACGAUGCUGCCAAAGUAGCUGAAGAACUUCGGCCAUUAGAUAUCAGUGAUGUCAUCGAUCAAAGCUCUAGCUCUGCUGCAAAGGAGACGGACAAGGAACAUUCUUUGAAGGAUAAAUCCAGACAUCAUUCCACCAGCGAAAAGUCGAAAGAUCAUUCCUCUUCUAGCUCUCGCCGGGAUCGAGACAAAGGGGAGUCAUCAUCCAAGUCAUCAAGCAACAAGGAUAAGCGAGAUAAAGAUCGUCGUAGGUCGGACCGACAUAAGGAUUCGUCGUCCUCACAUCGUGACAAGGACCGGAAAAGUUCAAGUUCGUCACACCGAGACAUCAAGACUGACAAGGAAAAGGUGAAACUUUCGGAUAGUAAACAUAAAGAGAAUGAUAAGCGUGUUGUUAAGGAUUCCGAAUCCAACUGUCAAGUUAGCAGUGGAAGUGGAACGGAUGAACAAAGUAAAAGUCCGCAAUUGGUGACAGAACUAGCACCAAAAAUUACCCCACCGAGUAAUGAGGAAGUUUCUUCGUCACCAUCCUCCGUGGACGACAAAGUUAACUUGACUCCGAAGCCAUUAGAGCAACAAGACACUGAGCAAGAGCAACCUUCAUCCACCAUAAAAACUCCAGAUUUCGUAGAGGAUGGAGUUAAGAAGGAUUCUGAACCGAAACACUUGUUUCAGACUAAAAUCGUUAUGCCAGAAUUGGGAUCAUUUCACGCCUCAGCCCAUGGUGUGUCGCAUGCUAUCAUUGACGGCGUCUUCUUUCCCAAAAGUCCUGUCCCGGUAGUGGGACGUAUCUCUCCCGACACAGUAUGGGAUUACAUCAAUAAAAUGAAGAAAUCAAAGGAAGUAAUUGUUUUCCGACUGUCACCUGCAUCUCCAGCCGACUCUAGCGAUUAUAUGACUUUUUUCUCAUACUUCUCUUCCCGUUCCCGUUUGGGAGUCAUAGGUGGGAUCGAGUCCCCCUUGAAAGAUGUUUACCUUGUUCCCUUGCCAAAACAGGCUCCUAUUCCACGAUGCUUGCUCCCCUUCCGAGGUCCUGGUCUCCCCAAUGAAAGGACACACUGUUUGUUAUGCAUCGUCACAAGAAAUAUUCGGGAUCCAAGUGCAACUGCUACCGGAUUGAAACGGAAGCCUUCUCUCCUAAUUGACCAAGCACUUACGCAAAAGAAGCGAGCAAAACUGGAUCCUGAAUCUGAAGAGAAAUCGGCUGCAACGUCGUCUCCAUCCACCGGAUUACGAUCACGUACCAUAAACCUUCCCAAACCUCCUGUACCAGCAGCAGCAGAUCCAAAAAUAAAUGACGACGACGCACCCUAUACUCCUUGGGAGGAUGAAUCUACAUCGAGCAAUAGCGACUCUCAACCCCCACUUUUGACCCCUGAAACUCUUCUUCCCGGUGCUACUCUUCCACCCAAGCAGUCCGUGGAUGUGAAGAGGCAACUGGAAGAGCUUGAAGCAAAGAUUGCUCGUGAGAAGCAGGACAUUGAGAAGAUUACUGGCGCGUUGGCUGGAAGAUCGUCGAUGAGUGGGAUCCCCGGUCUGGAUGGCGAGUUUGGAGAAGAUGAUGACGAAGGGGAGGCUGCUGCUGAAAAAAUGGAGACUGAGGAUAGCUCUCCACCAGAAAUUAUAGCUAUUACCCCACCUCCUCCAGCAAUUGCGCCAGCUGUUGUACAAGAACCAACUCACAUGUCCGACCCACGACUUCGGAGGAGUCAGAGAUAUGGAAACAAUUCGGGUGUGACGGCACAAAGUUCAGUACCUGCAGCGGUUGAGUCUCUCCCUGUUGUUGAGAAGAAAGACAGCACUCCGGUAGAAAUUAUGGAUCUUGGGUCUUCUGACGAUAGUUCAUCCAAGGAUGAGCCGGACGGAAAAGAGAAGAAGGAAAGCGAGGAGGAAGCAUACUCUCCAUCUGCAAUUCAAUUUUCUGACGAAGAAACGAACGACUCUCAAGAUGCGAAGAAUAAAACCGUUGUGUUGGCGUCACCAUUAGCUCCACUUCCACCAGUUGUAGUUCCUCCUGAGACGCCCGAGGUAAUUGUUGCUCCUGAAGAGAAAGGAGAAGUUUCUUCUCAAGUUGACAAAUUCCCAGACCCCCCUCCAAUUCCAAAAGAAGUCGAAGUGAUGGACGUAGAGGACGAUGAACCUUUGCCACCUGGCGAAGACGUCUUUGUAGAACGUCCACAACCACCACCUCCUUCAGUAUCAUUAAUUUCAACAUUUAAGCCUGUCAUUACACACAUCGACGAUAUUAAGAUCACUAUGCCAAAAACACCAACAAAGACCUCCGCCAUUUCUUCUUCAGCACAGCAACAACAACAAUCUCAAACAGUCCAGCAGUCGACGGUAGAUCUUGACGAUUUUCAACAGCCAAUGCGCAGUUUAGCAGUCAAACAGACCGAAUCGAAAGUGGAAUCUUCAAUUUUCGAGAAGAAACUUGGAUCCAGCAGUGGUGCUGGUGUAGUAACAUCUCCUCUCAAAAGUUUAACAAUUGGUGGUGGCCCGAGUGGCAGUACGGGCGGAUCUAAAAUGAAGAUCAAUAUUAAUCUCAUAACAAAACAGCUUCCUGUCGCUGUCGAUACUCCGAAAACGGAAGAAGUUGUAGCCGUUGUUUCGCCACCUGCGCCUACACCAGCAGCAACUCCGAUUCUUCAUCCCCCUCCUCCAACCUCUUUAUUCUCUCAACCUGCGUUGAAACCAAUUAUUAUUCCUGCGCCAUCAUCACCCUUGAAGAUUCAUGAACUUACUGUUCCUCAUAUCCAGCAGCAACCACCAAAUCCGAUAAUGCUUCCUGCAACAACUAUGCCACCACCGGUUCCAUCCAUUCCGACGCACAUUCCUCCCCCGAAUUUACUACCACCCCCACUAAAUGGUGGUAGCUCAAUGGUGAUUAAUCUCAACGUUCCACCCCCAUCCUUUAUGAUGUCUCGGCCACCACCAUCAACUGUACCAUCACCCGUUGGAUUCCCUCCUCCUCCUCUUCUUCACCAUCAAGGUUACCCUUCCAGAGUUCCGUUUACUUCUCAAGUGCCACCUCAAACGGUUCCACCCCCAUCUCUUCCACCUUCAUCAAUGCCGCCCGCAUCAUCCAGAAUGGGAAAUCCACCAGCCCCCGGGUUCAUGCCGACUUUUGGGUCUACGAGUCCUCCACAUGGACAGUUUCCAGGUCCGAGAACUCCAGUAAUGACAAGUGGAGAAAGAGAAAGAGACCGGGAGACUAUUUCUCGAAACUUGGGUGACACAAGUGAGGACGCUGCCCGAGUACAGCGUAUUAAUUUGGAUCGAAGCGGAGGUGGGGACCGUGAAAGAGAUCGUCCGUUCCGAGGGCGUGGGCGAGAAAUGAGAGGAGGAGGUGGUCGUCAUCGUGACUCUCGCCCCGACAGAGACAAUUUCCCGAGACGACAUACAGGAGGAGGGAGAAUAAACCGGUCUCCCAUCCAAAGGAUUAGGAGACGUCGUUCUGGAUCCAGAGAUAGGUCAAGGAGUCGAAGUCGAUCUCCAGGCAGAGAUCGCCGUCAUCGGAAACGAACGAGUAGAUCUCGAUCAAAGUCUCCACUUUCUCGUAGAUGGGAAGCAAGAAAUAGGUCUCGAUCCAGAUCUGCAGGGAGACGUGUUGUCGGGCGUAACAAGAGCCGAACUCCCAGUCCACGAAGAAGACGAUCCUCCAGGUCGAGAAGCCCUAAACGGAUUGCAAGACGGGGUCCAAGCCCAAAAUCCAGGUCGGCCUCUCCUCCGUCCCCACUUCUCCGACCACCAACCGUCGCACCAAAAAAUCUGCCUGCAGCAGAUAGUGACGAAGAUUGGGAAGGUGACUCGGCAAAGAACACCGAUGAUCCACUGCAGCCAAUUGUCCCUUCUGAUGAAGCACGUCCAAUUGUUCCCAAUGCAAUGGAAAAUUGAAUCGGGUUGAAUACCUCAACAACAACUACAAGAACAACGGCCGCUGAUUAUUAUGAAGGAAAUAAUGAAUAAGGGUUAUUAUAAAUAGAUAAUUAUAAUUAUGCCUUUCUAACCAAGUUUACUAACAAACACACCUGAUUAUAAUAAUUCAUGAAAGGAAAUCCUAUCCACCCAUGUUUUACACUAUAAGUGUAUAUCUGUUACGGGUUUCUAGUCAAUUGAUAAGUUUUCCCCUGAAAAAUUAUUAUAAUAAUGGUUGAUUGAUCUGAAUCACAAGAGUUAAUUGAUUGUUUGUUUCUAUUACAUUUUAUUGUUUAAAAUCCUGGAGAAAGAAACUGUUAUGUUGUUGAUUACUGCUGAAUCCAGUACGAAUUUCGAUAUUAAUUGAUAUUUUAAACAUUUAAAUUGUAACUAUAAAAUUACGUAAUGUUUCCCAUUUUGCUUGCGUUUGAACAUAACACUACGUGGUAGGAUUUUUAUAUAUUUUUGGGAGGUCGAAAGUUGAGGAGUUUCGUAUGAUUUAUUGUUUAUCGAAUUUGAUAGCUCCUUUUGUGUAAUGACUAGCACAGGUUUUCUGGAAUCUACAAUGAGCUACGUACUACUAGUAUAAACAAAUAUAUAUAUGUAUCCACGUAUAAGUAGAACUAUACUGAAAAAAGGAUGUGACAGGAAAACUAUUUUAGACGAAGAUGAUGUAAUUUACCUUUGUCUUGUACGAGACAUACUAAAACUAUAUGCAAACUUUGUGCCGACAUUACAUAUUAACAUGUAUAAAAAAUAAUAAUCAACUUAA
This is a messenger RNA of Folsomia candida, 8942 nucleotides long. It is a transcript of the gene pps, whose product is annotated as death-inducer obliterator 1. Gene Ontology annotation, cellular component: nucleus. The transcript is spliced from 15 exons. The coding region runs from base 752 to 8149 and encodes 2465 amino acids. The record is from RefSeq and is a predicted model, not a curated record. NCBI's taxonomy places the organism in Eukaryota, Metazoa, Arthropoda, Collembola, Entomobryomorpha, Isotomidae. Gene Ontology annotation, biological process: DNA-templated transcription.